UCAAGAGAAAUGUGGAGACACGUUCCUGGGCACAGCAACCCAGCCGAUCUCCCUUCAAGAGGAUGCUCUGUUCAAACUCUUAAAGAGUCUAAGUGGUGGGAGGGCCCACAGUGGCUGAAAGGGUCAAAGGAGGAAUGGCCCGACUCAGCAGAACAAACCGAUGAAGAUGAGGUCUCAAGAGAGAGAGAGAAACCCGUAGUUGUAACCAAUCUUCAUACUCAUGAGACUACUUGGUAUUUGAAGCGGUUUUCAAAAUACUCAACUAUAGUACGAAUGGUAGCAUGGAUCCUUCGAUUCUGCACAAAUUGUAGAAACCCAGGUAGUAUAAGAAGAGGAGAGUUAUCCGUUGACGAUAUAAACUCGGCUGAGCAGAAACUACUAAAAAUUGUGCAGAAGGAAAGUUUUGGUGACACUGUCACGAAGAAUAAAUUGAAAGGCUUCAACACUUUCCGCGAUGCCGACGAUCUGAUAAGAAUAAAGACAAAAAUUUUCAGAAGGGAAGAUGAAGAAAACUUCAAAUGUCCCAUAGUUUUACCGUCUGAUCACCCACUUGUGGAAAAGUUAAUUUAUGAAAAGCAUCUGGUUUCUGGCCACAGAGGAACUCAAGUUGUCCUGUCAGAUCUUCGACAAACUUUUUGGGUUCUCAGAGGUCGGAAGACUGUUCAUAGGAUCUUGAAACGAUGCAUUCGAUGUAAGAGAUAUUCUUCCAAGAAAUUAGAAGCCGUGCCUGCCUCCCUUCCUGAAGACAGGGUUCGAGACGCGUUGGUUUUCGAGGUGACAGGGGUUGGCUUGGCAGGGCCACUCUAUUUGAAGAAUGGAGAUAAAGUUUGGAUAUUAUUGUUUACCUGCGCCGUGUAUCGGGCUAUCCAUUUAGAGCUGAUACAGAGCUGA
Molecule: messenger RNA, 891 nt
Organism: Parasteatoda tepidariorum (common house spider)
Lineage: Eukaryota; Metazoa; Arthropoda; Arachnida; Araneae; Theridiidae
Source: RefSeq, a predicted model, not a curated record